Hansenula anomala is the source of this 1260-nucleotide messenger RNA. RefSeq names its product proteasome regulatory particle base subunit RPT4 (gene RPT4). Gene Ontology annotation, biological process: positive regulation of RNA polymerase II transcription preinitiation complex assembly. Bases 1 to 1260 code for a protein of 419 amino acids. The record is from RefSeq and is a predicted model, not a curated record. Gene Ontology annotation, cellular component: cytosolic proteasome complex; proteasome regulatory particle, base subcomplex. Gene Ontology annotation, molecular function: ATP hydrolysis activity; proteasome-activating activity; ATP binding. The transcript has a single exon. NCBI's taxonomy places the organism in Eukaryota, Fungi, Ascomycota, Saccharomycetes, Phaffomycetales, Wickerhamomycetaceae.
AUGAGUGAAGAAAACGAUCCACUUUUAGCAGCAUUGAAUGCUGAUCCAUCAGCAAGUUCUUCAAAUAAUAACCAACAAGAGUCAUCUCCUCAAGAACAAGCUAGAGAAAAAGCAUUAACUAAAUUCAAAAACAAGCUACUAGAGCAUAGACAAUGGGAUGCACGCUUGAAAGAAUUGAGACUCAGCAUACGGGGGUUGGAGAAGGACUAUGAAAAAACAGAAGAUGAUAUUAAGGCAUUACAAAGUAUUGGUCAAGUUGUCGGUGAAGUUUUAAAACAAUUGGAUGACGAACGUUUCAUUGUUAAAGCAUCAUCAGGUCCAAGAUAUAUUGUCAAUUGCAGAAAUUCAAUAAAGAAGGAAAAAUUAAAACAAGGUGUAAGAGUCGCCUUAGAUAUGACUACAUUAACAAUUAUGAGAAUCUUACCAAGAGAAGUCGAUCCAUUAGUUUAUAAUAUGACCACUUUCAAACCAGAUGAGGUUUCAUUUGGUACCGUUGGUGGUUUAGGUGAACAAAUUAGAGAAUUGAGAGAAGUUAUUGAAUUACCAUUAAAGAAUCCAGAAUUAUUUCAAAGAGUUGGUAUUAAACCUCCAAAAGGUGUUUUAUUAUAUGGUCCACCAGGUACCGGUAAAACUUUGUUAGCUAAGGCUGUUGCUGCCACUAUUGGUGCAAACUUCAUCUUCAGUCCUGCAUCCGCUAUUGUUGAUAAAUAUAUUGGUGAAUCUGCAAGAUUGAUCAGAGAGAUGUUUAGUUAUGCUAAAGAGCAUGAACCUUGUAUUAUUUUCAUGGAUGAAAUUGAUGCCAUUGGUGGUCGUCGUUUCUCUGAAGGUACAUCCGCUGAUCGUGAAAUACAACGUACAUUAAUGGAAUUAUUGAACCAAAUGGAUGGUUUUGAUUACUUGGGACAAACAAAAGUUAUCAUGGCCACUAAUAGACCAGAUACUUUAGAUCCUGCCUUAUUAAGAGCUGGUAGAUUGGAUAGAAAGAUUGAAAUUCCAUUACCUAACGAAGCUGGUAGAUUGGAAGUUUUCAAAAUUCAUACAGAAAAGAUUUCAAAACAAGGUGAGUUUGAUUUUGAAGCUGUUGUUAAAAUGAGUGAUGGUUUCAAUGGUGCUGAUAUUCGUAAUGUUGUUACAGAAGCUGGUUUCUUCGCUAUUAGAGCUGAUCGUGAUUAUAUUGUUCAAAAUGAUUUACUGAAAGCUGUUAGAAAGGUUGCGGAAACCAAGAAACUUGAAGGUAAACUAGAGUACGAAAAAUUAUAG